Oncorhynchus tshawytscha (Chinook salmon) is the source of this 1706-nucleotide messenger RNA. RefSeq names its product solute carrier family 22 member 23-like. NCBI's taxonomy places the organism in Eukaryota, Metazoa, Chordata, Actinopteri, Salmoniformes, Salmonidae. The coding region runs from base 688 to 1506 and encodes 272 amino acids. Gene Ontology annotation, molecular function: transmembrane transporter activity. The transcript has 3 exons. The record is from RefSeq and is a predicted model, not a curated record. Gene Ontology annotation, cellular component: membrane. Gene Ontology annotation, biological process: transmembrane transport.
UUUAGCCUACACCACCGAUUACCAGCGAAACGAAGCGGGAUUGGAGUGUGUGGUCGACUUGUUCAAAGCCAAGUGUAUCCGAACGGAGAGACCUGGACGAAUAUUCAUUGAAAUCAAACGGUGAUCUCAUAUUGGAUGAGAGCCGUAUGAUAUGUAGGAUAGACCUAACGGUUGGUUCUGUCUGCAAACUGCAGCAAUGACCACCACAACCACCACUAUACCUGCGAGGGGUCAAGGACUUGGCAGGUGUGUUACCUGUGGAGCGCGUGGAGGUAGCUAGCAAAUGUGCCGAUCAGUCACCCACACCUCUUUGCCUGUGUGUCUAGUUUAACCCCACAUGGAUGGAUGCUAUCCCGUUGGAACACAAAGACCUUCAGCAUGGUGAGCAUGCCUGCCUCUCGGAGCCCACACCUUGCCGGUGCCCUCGCCACAGCUUCGCCCUGAGCCCCUGGCUCCACCUGAAACCGUCAUUCGGUCAGCCUAUUCUAACCGGAGCACCAUGGUGAGACGAGCAACCACUCGGUAAUCUUCCAGAGGACCCCGAUUCAACUCUCAUUCUUCCCCAGUCUUUGUUGUAUACAUUUUGUCUGCCUGCGCUCUGGGUUUCCUUUGUAACACAGGGUUUACGCAGAGCCGAGUGGACAGGGCAGCAGAGCUCCAGGGGUUUGGCAGUUCUUUGUUGUCGAGAUGGCAGCGGGACCAGAGCGGCCGGUGUCAGAGGCACAGGAGCGGGACCAACCGCCAAUUGAUAACGGCUUCGUGUCGCUGGAGCAGACACAGGCCCCCAGGCUGCUGCCGCACGUCGACGGCUCAAUUCUACCGUCUCUCGGGGGGUUUGGGAAACACCAAAAGCAGCUCGUGAUCCUGACGUGGAUACCGGCUUUAUUUAUCGGAUUUAGCCAGUUUUCGGAUUAUUUCCUUUUGGCCCAACCGAACGGCACGUGCGUACAGCCUCUGGUCAACGGGAGUAAUUGGACCAUGGGAUCUUUAACGUUACCGGUGACCGUAACGAAUGGUGGCAUUGGUACACCCGUGCCUUACCUCCCCCUAGACAAUGGCACAAGAGACGGUGUCGGUGACAGCGGUGGCAUGCAAUGCGAGUGUAAGGAGUGGAAGCUCGAACUGCAGACUGGACUCAGUCAGAACGUGGUAACCAAGUGGAACCUGGUGUGUGAUUCGGCCUGGAAAGUUCACAUCGCCAAGUUCUCUCUCUUAGUGGGAUCUAUCUUCGGCUACCUGGUGAUGGGCAUCCUGGCCGACUGGUUCGGUCGACACCCUGUCCUGAUAGUCUCGGUGCUGUUCAUGUUGGUGUUUGGUUUGAGUGUAGCGUUCUCCUUCAACAUGACCAUGUUCAGCACAUUACGUUUCUUUGAGGGCUUCUGUCUGGCUGGCCUCACUCUCUCCCUCUACAUACUGAGUAAGUACACCUCCACUUCCUGGUAUCUACUUAUGUUGUCUGUCAAAGACUGCCCAGGAAGCACAAUACAUGGUCUUUCUAGAACGUAGGGCUCUACUCCACAAACUUCCUUUUCCUCUUCCCCCACAUCACUCCACCUCGAAGGUAGUACCUCACUUCUCUCUCACUCAGCUUUUUCACACUAUUCCUUCACCUCUCUCCACUCAACAAACCUUCUCUGGUGUGUUGCUAGUCGUCCUUGGAUGAUGAUGUGUAUCCUCCUCUCUGUCACGUUGUCACCAGACUCACC